This is a messenger RNA of Clunio marinus, 711 nucleotides long. The record is from the annotation of a GenBank genome assembly. NCBI's taxonomy places the organism in Eukaryota, Metazoa, Arthropoda, Insecta, Diptera, Chironomidae.
GAGUGCGUUCAGAAGUAUUUUGUGGAAAGCAUUGAAACUUUCUGCCGAAAAAAAUAAAUUCACAAAUAUGAACAACAUUUGUAACUUUUUAAAGAUUAAAACUCCUUUCAAUACCUUGUGUCGAUCAUUCUACUAUAAAAAUAAAAUUAAUAAAAAGUAUUUGUAUAAAGAUGGAAAAAAUAUCACUGGAACUAUAAAUUAUUAUCCAAAGAAUGAUAAUGAUCCUAUCUUGCAAUCAUUAGAAGAAUCUGGACCUGAAGAACCACCACCAAAGAUGUUUCGCGUAACCAGAAUCAAAAGAAUUCAAGGAAAUCCUUUUUGGGAGCGUCGAAUUCUUCGUGAGCUGGGAUUAUUUGAAAGACCUAACGUUGCUGUUAUUAAAAAUAUCCCUGAGAAUAACGCUCGUAUGUGGAAGGUUAAACAUCUGAUUAAGAUCACUCCAAUCAGAUUCCCUUACGGCGAACCAACAGAAGAAGACCUCAAAUACACUCAGAUCAAAGAGAAUGGUGAUUGCAUUGUCAUCAAAAACAUUGAUACACUCAAUAAAAGAGUAGAAGCAACUGAGAAAUUUAAGAAAGACGUGAAACGACUAGAUGAUACAACUUUGAAAAAGGAUAGCAGAAUGAAAUGGUUGAAUCCUUGGUAGAAACUAUCACUUGUAUCAGUUAUCUAACGUUUAAUAAAAACUUAUUGUUUAGAUAGUAAAAGUUA